This is a messenger RNA of Symbiodinium sp. CCMP2456, 999 nucleotides long. Lineage: Eukaryota; Dinophyceae; Suessiales; Symbiodiniaceae. The record is from the annotation of a GenBank genome assembly.
GCACAGCUCACCCAAAGCCGGCGCGCCGCCGCUUUCGCCCUGAUCCGCGGCGACGGUACCGUUGUGACCUGGGGCCCUGGACGCUUCGGCGGAGACAGCAGCGCCGUGCAGUCGGAGCUCUGGGAUGUGCGAAAAGUUGUGGCCUCGACUUUGGCCUUCGCGGCUCUCCGCGGGGAUGGGGAGGUCGUGACCUGGGGCCACAAGGACUUUGGCGGCUUUUGCGACCCUGUGAAGGAGCAGCUGCAUCACGUCGAGCACAUCGCGGCAACGCGCGACGCCUUUGCAGCCGUUCGGUCGGACGGUGGCGUGGUGACUUGGGGCAACUCUGACUCGGGGGGCGACAGCUCCGCCGUUGCUACCGACUUGAAGAUGGUGAGGCGAAUCAGCGCCGCUAGCGAGGCUUUCGCAGCAGUUACGGCGGAUGGCCGGGUGGUCUCGUGGGGCCGUCCUGACUGGGGCGGCGACAGCAGCUCCGUUCAGGAGCACCUGACCGAUGUGGUCGCCGUUGCCGGUUCCAGCCGUGCCUUCGCGGCGUUGCGCCGCGAUGGGCGGCUCGUUUCAUGGGGAGAUCCAGAGUUCGGUGGCGAGCUCCCUGUUGCAGCGAAGAGGCUUUCCUCGGUUCAACACCUGGUUGCCUCAAAUGGGGCGUUUGCCGCCCUGCUGUCAUGUCGAGGUGUGGUAGCCUGGGGAGAUCCUCUUUGGGGUGGCGACUGCUCGGCGGAACAGACGAACCUGAAGGACGUUGAGUCCAUCACCGCCUCCGACGCAGCCUUUGCUGCGCUGCGUGCGGACGGCACGGUAGUUACUUGGGGCCACCGCAGCCGUGGUGGAGACAGCCAACCUUUCACGUCGCAACUCUACGACGUGCGUCAGAUUGUUGGCGCCAGCAAGGCUUUCGCCGCACUGCGAGGGGAUGGCGAGGUGGUCUGCUGGGGCCGGAUUGAGGCCGAACUUGAUGCAAGCAUCCGCUGCCGCGAUGUCGAGGAAGAUCUCAAAGAU